Molecule: messenger RNA, 480 nt
Organism: Drosophila rhopaloa
Lineage: Eukaryota; Metazoa; Arthropoda; Insecta; Diptera; Drosophilidae
Gene: Ilp1
Product: probable insulin-like peptide 1
Exons: 1
Coding region: 1-468 (155 amino acids)
Cellular component (GO): extracellular region
Molecular function (GO): hormone activity
Source: RefSeq, a predicted model, not a curated record
AUGUUUUGCAAGGACAACGGUGCAGUCCAUGGCCUCCGGCUCCUGCAGCUGCUAAUCGCCACCAUCCUGGCUGCUGUGCUGGUCAUGGCCAGUGGUCACCAGUUACCCCCCGGCAGCCACAAGCUGUGUGGUUCCGCCCUGUCCGAUGCCAUGGAUGUGGUGUGUGCCCACGGCUACAACUCUCUGCCCCAGAAGCGCGGUGUCCCAUCGUCGUCGUCGUCGGGCGAUGAGGAGAAUGAGUGGCAGUCUCUGGCAGGGGCAUUAACAGGAACAGGAGUAGGAGUAGGAGCAGGAGCAGCAGUUGGCUAUGGCUACUCCUUCAGUCCCCUGCUAACCAAUUUGUAUGGGGCCGAGGUCCUGAUCAAGACGCGUCGCCACAGGAGACAUCUGCCCGGUGGUGUCUACGAUGAAUGCUGCGUGAAGUCCUGCUCCUACGAGGAACUUGCCGCCUACUGCCUGCCCAAAUAGGACACUUAACUC